Molecule: messenger RNA, 20944 nt
Organism: Coregonus sp. 'balchen'
Lineage: Eukaryota; Metazoa; Chordata; Actinopteri; Salmoniformes; Salmonidae
Source: the annotation of a GenBank genome assembly
AUGUUGGGUAUGUAUGUGCCAGAUAGAUUUUCUUUGAAAUCAUCUAAGGUCCAGGAUGGAAUCGGGCUUUACACGGCGAGACGAGUGAAAAAGGUUUGUUCUUUUGGACAACUUUGUAUGUUUUGGGUAUGAAUACAUUUACCAACGUGCAAAACUAAUUCGAUGAUUUAGAGAAAUAGGAAGUUUUCUGUUCGCAUUUUGUGUUCUUUUGCGUGUCGCUCCCAAAACCUAAAGCCGUAGCCUACCCAAAAGCUGCUCUGACGUAAAGUGCCACGUAGCUAGAUACUGUAACUGAGAUUUCAGCACUAGCUCACUCCACAAUGCUCAAUCAGGACACUCGUGUGUUACACUUUAACACAUAUGUUGAUACAUUGUAACAUUGUUUCAUUGCAUAAUGCUGUCAUUUAACUUUCAUACUCAAAAUUAAUCGGGUUUUAUAGGCUAUUCCACAAUACUGUAACAAAGUUGACAAUGGUGCAAACCAUAUUUUUUACUUAAAGUUAAUGGCCAGGCAACCUAUUCAUUAUGUAAUCUCACAUUGUUCAAAACUUUUAACACGAAAGCUUCAUUCAUUAUGAACACAUCGACCACACCCCCUCGUAUAGCGUGUUUUAACUAGUCUCCUACUACUAGUGGGUCCAAAGUGAAAUGCAUAGGAUGGAUUCAUGGACAAUACUAUUUAUUAUAAUUUACAUUUACGUCAUUUAGCUGACGCUCUUAUCCAGAGCGACUUACAGUUAGUGCAUACAUUAUUAUUUUUCAUACUGGCCCCCCGUGGGAAACGAACCCACAACCCUGGCGUUGCAAACGCCAUGCUCUAUCAACUGAGCUACCUCCCUGCCUGCCAUUCCCUCCCCUACCCUGGGCCAAUUGUGCGCCGCCCCAUUGGUCUCCCGGUUGCGGCCGGCUACAGCAGAGCCUGGAUUCGAACCAGGAUCUCUAGUGGCACAGCUAGCACUGCGAUGCAGUGCCUUAGACCACUGCGCCACUCGGGAGUUACUAUAUAGUCCUAUAUUGUUAUAAAUGCACUUUUCCCCCCCGGCAUCCAUCCAUCUAUUACAUCGCACAAUUUAUAUCUGGUUACAUUCACAUAGCCCCUGACAGUUCUGGAAAAGACCUCUAGUUAAAAAGAAAGACAAGAACAUGAAUAUCCUGUAUCCUCAUUCUGACAAUGUGUGUUUUCUCCAAGGGGGAAAAGUUUGGCCCUUUCGCUGGAGAAAAGAAACUGCAGAGUGAGCUGGAUGAGAGCACAGACACCAGACUGAUGUGGGAGGUGAUAACACUGCAGUCACAGCACAUCAUAUUUCUCUUCAUAAGCACAAUAGAUAGAUGAUAAAUAUACUACAGUGGGGAAAAAAAGUAUUUAGUCAGCCACCAAUUGUGCAAGUUCUACCACUUAAAAAGAUGAGAGAGGCCUGUAAUUUUCAUCAUAGGUACACGUCAACUAUGACAGACAAAAUGAGAAAAAAAAUCCAGAAAAUCACAUUGUAGGAUUUUUAAUGAAUUUAUUUGCAAAUUAUGGUGGAAAAUAAGUAUUUGGUCAAUAACAAAAGUUUCUCAAUACUUUGUUAUAUACCAUUUGUUGGCAAUGACACAGGUCAAACGUUUUCUGUAAGUCUUCACAAGGUUUUCACACACUGUUGCUGGUAUUUUGGCCCAUUCCUCCAUGCAGAUCUCCUCUAGAGGAGUGAUGUUUUGGGGCUGUCGCUGGGCAACACGGACUUUCAACUCCCUCAAAAGAUUUUCUAUGGGGUUGAGAUCUGGAGACUGGCUAGGCCACUCCAGGACCUUGAAAUGCUUCUUACGAAGCCACUCCUUCGUUGCCCGGGCGGUGUGUUUGGGAUCAUUGUCAUGCUGAAAGACCCAGCCACGUUUCAUCUUCAAUGCCCUUGCUGAUGGAAGGAGGUUUUCACUCAAAAUCUCACGAUACAUGGCCCCAUUCAUUCUUUCCUUUACACGGAUCAGUCGUCCUGGUCCCUUUGCAGAAAAACAGCCCCAAAGCAUAAUGUUUCCACCCCCAUGCUUCACAGUAGGUAUGGUGUUCUUUGGAUGCAACUCAGCAUUCUUUGUCCUCCAAACACGACGAGUUGAGUUUUUACCAAAAAGUUCUAUUGUGGUUUCAUCUGACCAUAUGACAUUCUCCCAAUCCUCUUCUGGAUCAUCCAAAUGCACUCUAGCAAACUUCAGACGGGCCUGGACAUGUACUGGCUUAAGCAGGGGGACACGUCUGGUACUGCAGGAUUUGAGUCCCUGGCGGCGUAGUGUGUUACUGAUGGUAGGCUUUGUUACUUUGGUCCCAGCUCUCUGCAGGUCAUUCACUAGGUCCCCCCGUGUGGUUCUGGGAUUUUUGCUCACCGUUCUUGUGAUCAUUUUGACCCCACGGGGUGAGAUCUUGCAUGGAGCCCCAGAUCGAGGGAGAUUAUCAGUGGUCUUGUAUGUCUUCCAUUUCCUAAUAAUUGCUCCCACAGUUGAUUUCUUCAAACCAAGCUGCUUACCUAUUGUAGAUUCAGUCUUCCCAGCCUGGUGCAGGUCUACAAUUUAGUUUCUGGUGUCCUUUGACAGCUCUUUGGUCUUGGCCAUAGUGGAGUUUGGAGUGUGACUGUUUGAGGUUGUGGACAGGUGUCUUUUAUACUGAUAACAAGUUCAAACAGGUGCCAUUAAUACAGGUAACGAGUGGAGGACAGAGGAGCCUCUUAAAGAAGAAGUUACAGGUCUGUGAGAGCCAGAAAUCUUGCUUGUUUGUAGGUGACCAAAUACACUGCUCAAAAAAAUUAAGGGAACACUAAAAUAACACAUCCUAGAUCUGAAUGAAUGAAAUCAUCUUAUUAAAUACUUUUUUCUUUACAUAGUUGAAUGUGCUGACAACAAAAUCACACAAAAAUUAUCAAUGGAAAUCAAAUUUAUCAACCCAUGGAGGUCUGGAUUUGGAGUCACCCUCAAAAUUAAAGUGGAAAACCACACUACAGGCUGAUCCAACUUUGAUGUAAUGUCCUUAAAACAAGUCAAAAUGAGGCUCAGUAGUGUGUGUGGACUCCACGUGCCUGUAUGACCUCCCUACAACGCCUGGGCAUGCUCCUGAGGAGGUGGUGGAUGGUCUCCUGAGGGAUCUCCUCCCAGACCUGGACUAAAGCAUCCGCCAACUCCUGGACAGUCUGUGGUGCAACGUGGCGUUGGUGGAUGGAGCGAGACAUGAUGUCCCAGAUGUGCUCAAUUGGAUUCAGGUCUGGGGAACGGGCGGGCCAGUCCAUAGCAUCAAUGCCUUCCUCUUGCAGGAACUGCUGACACACUCCAGCCACAUGAGGUCUAGCAUUGCCUUGCAUUAGGAGGAACCCAGGGCCAACCGCACCAGCAUAUGGUCUCACAAGGGGUCUGAGGAUCUCAUCUCGGUACCUAAUGGCAGUCAGGCUACCUCUGGCGAGCACAUGGAGGGCUGUGCGGCCCCCAAAGAAAUGCCACCCCACACCAUGACUGACCCACCGCCAAACCGGUCAUGCUGGAGGAUGUUGCAGGCAGCAGAACAUUCUCCACGGCGUCUCCAGACUCUGUCACGUCUGUCACAUGUGCUCAGUGUGAACCUGCUUUCAUCUGUGAAGAGCACAGGGCGCCAGUGGCGAAUUUGCCAAUCCUGGUGUUCUCUGGCAAAUGCCAAACGUCCUGCACUGUGUUGGGCUGUAAGCACAACCCCCACCUGUGGACAUCGGGCCCUCAUACCACCCUCAUGGAGUCUGUUUCUGACCGUUUGAGAAGACACAUGCACAUUUGUGGCCUGCUGGAGGUCAUUUUGCAGGGCUCUGGCAGUGCUCCUCCUGCUCCUUCUUGCACAAAGGCGGAGGUAGCAGUCCUGCUGCUGGGUUGUUGCCCUCCUACGGCCUCCUCCACGUCUCCUGAUGUACUGGCCUGUCUCCUGGUAGCGCCUCCAUGCUCUGGACACUACGCUGACAGACACAGCAAACCUUCUUGCCACAGCUCGCAUUGAUGUGCCAUCCUGGAUGAGCUGCACUACCUGAGCCACUUGUGUUGGUUGUGGACUCCGUCCCAUGCUACCACUAGAGUGAAAGCACCGCCAGCAUUCAAAAGUGACCAAAACAUCAGCCAGGAAGCAUAGGAACUGAGAAGUGGUCUGUGGUCACCACCUGUAAACCAGUCCUUUAUUGGGGGUGUCUUGCUAAUUGCCUAUAAUUUCCACCUGUUGUCUAUUCCAUUUGCACAACAGCAUGUGAAAUGUAUUGUCAAUCAGUGUUGCUUCCUAAGUGGACAGUUUGAUUUCACAGAAGUGUGAUUGACUUGGAGUUACAUUGUGUUGUUAAAGUGUUCCCUUAAUUUUUUUGAGCAGUGCACUUAUUUUCCACCAUAAUUUGCAAAUAAAUUCAUUAAAAAUCCUACAAUGUGAUUUUCUGGAUUUUCUUUUCUCAAUUUGUCUGUCAUCGUUGACGUGUACCUAUGAUGGAAAUUACAGGCCUCUCUCAUCUUUUUAAGUGGGAGAACUUGCACAAUUGGUGGCUGACUAAAUACUUUUUUUCCCCACUGUAUGUACUGAGUGUACAAAACAUUAGGAACUCCUGCUCUUUCCAUGACAUAGACUGAUCAGGUGAAAGCUACUGUAUGAUCCGUUAUUGCUGUCACCUGUUAAAUCCACUUCAAUCAGUGUAGAUGAAGGGGAGGAGACAGGUUAAAGAAGGAUUUUUAAGCGUUCAGGUGGGCCUUUGCGCUUCAGCAAACAAAGGAAAGGAGGGGUGUUCAACAACAAUGACAGAAAUCAUGAAAAGAGCUUCCAAACAAAAACUUCCAAAAGGAUUAAUUUGAGGUAAAAAGGAGUUGGGGAACUCAACCAAAAAAAGUCAGAGAUUGAUUUAUUUUUGCUCACUUUAAUCCAUUGUACAGGAUGCGAACAGGUGACUGACAUUUCGACGUCAAGCUGACAUCUUCCUCAGUGACCUGACCAUUGCACUUAGCACCUAUUUAUAGCCUAGUGACCCAUUGAGACACAACAAUGUAAAAAAAUAAUAAUGAUAAUAUGUUUCAAGGUAAACAGCAAAUUAUAGCACAAAAUAAUAAGAGAAAUGGUGUGUCUCGUUAAUCAAUAGGCCAUGUCAAAAUAUAAAUGAGUGUGUCAAGAACUGCAACUCUGCUGGGUUUUUCAUGCUCAACAGUUUCCCGUGUAUCAAGAAUGGUCCAACACCCAAAGGACAUCCAGCCAACUUGACACAACUGUGGGAAGCAUUGGAGUCAACAUGGUCCAGCAUCCCUGUGGAACGCUUUCAACACCUUGUAGAGUCCAAGCAGUCUUAUGGCUUGGGGGUAGAAGCUGUUAACGAGCCUGUCAUGUUAUAUUGGAGAGAACCACAUUGUUUUAUAUCACAGGUUUUUUCUUAGCAACUAUGAUUUAGUUUGUAAAACUGCAUCUCCAGAUGAAUAGAAAGCUAGAUCAAGAUGCUAAGUCUGUUUAUGGAAAUAAGACAUUAAUGCCAGCCAACAGUAUUUCAUGUUCUUGAUAGGCAUGUUUGUUCUCUGUUGCAGGUCCGAGGUAAUAAAGGUGAUGUGCUCUAUGUUUUGGAUGCCAGUAACCCUCGCCAUGCCAACUGGCUGCGUUUUGUCCACCAGGCACCAUCGCAAGAAGAGAAGAACCUGGCAGCCAUCCAGGUACAACCCCACUCUGGAGAUAGUAAGACCUUCAGACCUAUGUCCACAGGGACAGGCACAGAAAGAGCUCUGUAUGAGCACACAUCUCAGAGAGAGAAGGGGGGAGAGAGAGAGAGAGACACACAGAGAGAAAAACAGAGAGAGAGAGAGAAGAUGGACAUCGGAGAGAAAAGGUUGAGAAAGUGUAGAAGAGAAGAGAGGGAAAGUUAGUAAGAGUGAGUUGAGAUAGAUAGUGGGAGUGAAAUGAAGAUGAGGAAUAUGGAUUUUCUUGUUUUGUCUGCCUGUGCAGACAGCUUGUAAGAUUGCACCAUGUGCUGCUGAUCAAGCCUGCCAUAUCAGAAGGAGAUGUGAAGGUGGAUCUGCUUGAUGACUAUAAAAUGAGGUGUCUUAAACAGCUGUAAGUAACACCCUCUAAGUGUCUGAAAUGAUUAUGAAAAUAUUUGCUAGUGCCUUGUGCAUCCCUUACACUCUAACAGAUUAACGUCCGUUCUAAAUGUAACAAAACAUGUCAGUCUCUGUGAUUAAGAUCAGAUUCAUUAUAUCCAUAAUCCCACAAACACAGACAACCCAUACACAAUCAAAUCUGUUGGCCAAAGUCAUGAACACACACAUCAUGUGUAUAGUGCAUUCGGAAAGUAUUCAGACCCCUUGACUCUUUCCACAUUUUGUUACGUUACAGCCUUAUUCAAAAAUUGAUUAAAUGUUUUUUUUCCCCCUCAUCAAUCUACACACAAUACCCCAUAAUAACAAAGGAAAAACAGGUUUUUAGAAAUUUUUGCAAAUGUAUAAAAAAUAAAACACUGAAAUAUCACAUUUACAUAAGUAUUCAGACCCUUUACUCAGUACUUUGUUGAAGCACCUUUGGCAGCGAUUACAGUCUCGAGUCUUCUUGGGUAUGACGCUACAAGCUUGGCACACCUGUAUUUGGGGAGUUUCUCCCAUUCUUCUCUACAGAUCCUCUCAAGCUCUGUCAGGUUGGAUGGGGAGCGUCGCUGCACAGCUAUUUUCAGGUCUCCCCAGAGAUGUUCGAUCGGGUUCUGGCUGGGCCACUCAAGGACAUUUAGAGACUUGUCCCGAAGCCACUCCUGCGUUGUCUUGGCUGUGUACUUAGGGUUGUUGUCCUGUUGGAAGGUAAACUAUCGCCCCAGUCUGAGGUCCUGAGCGCUCUGGAGCAGGUUUUCAUCAAGGAUCUCUCUAUACUUUGCUCUGUUCAUCUUUCCCUCGAUCCUGACUAGUCUCCCAGUCCCUACUGCUGAAAAACAUCCCCACAGCAUGAUGCUGCUACCACCAUGCUUCACCGUAGGGAUGGUGCCAGGUUUCCUCCAGAUGUGACGCUUGGCAUUCAGGCCAAGGAGUUCAAUCUUGGUUUCAUCAGACCAGAGAAUCUUGUUUCUCAUGGUCUGAGAGUCUUUAGGUGCCUUUUGGCAAAUUCCAAGCGGGCUGUCAUGUGCCUUUUCCUAUGGAGUGGCUUCCAUCUGGCCACUCUACCAUAAAGGCCUGAUUGGUGGAGUGCUGCAGAGAUGGUUGUCCUUCUGGAAGGUUCUCCCAUCUCCACAGAGGAACUCUGGAGCUCUGUCAGAGUGACCAUCGGGUUCUAGGUCACCUUCUUGACCAAGGCCCAUCUCCCCCGAUUGCUGAGUUUGGCCGGGCGGUCAGCUCUAGGAUGAGUCUUGGUGGUUCCAAACUUCUUCCAUUUAAGAAUGAUGGAGGCCACUGUGUUCUUGGGGACCUUCAAUGCUGCAGAAAUGUUUUGGUACCCUUCCCCUGAUUUGUGCCUCAACACAAUCCUGUCUCAGAGCUCUACGGACAAUUCCUUCGACCUCAUAGCUUGGUUUUUGCUCUGACAUGUACUGUCAACUAUGGGACCAAUAGACGGGUGUGUGCCUUUCCAAAUCAUGUCCAAUCAAUUGAAUUUACCAUAGGUGGACUCCAAUCAAGUUGUAGAAACAUCUCAAGUAUGAUCAAUGGAAACAGGAUGCACCUGAGCUCAAUUUCGAGUCUUGUAGCAAAGGGUCUGAAUACUUAUGUAAAUAAGGUAUUUUUGUUUUUUAUUGUUACAAAACAUUUGGAAACGUUUCAAAAAACCUGAAAAGCUUUGUUAUUAUGGGGUAUUGUGUGUAGAUUGAUGAGGCCAUUUUUUUAUUUAAUCGAUUUUAGAAUAAGGCUGUAACGUAACAAAAUGUGGAAAAAGUCAAGGGGUCUGAAUACUUUCCGAAUGCACUGUACAUUAGCUUAUGCACUUAAACACACACACAUGUUUCUUUUACUGUCCUUGUAGAGACCAAACAAUUGAUUCCCAUUCAAAAUCCUAUUUCCCCUAACCCUAACCUAAACCCCUAACCCUAACUCAUAACCCUGACCCUAAUUGUAACCCUAAACCUAACCCCUAAGUGUAAAAUAUUAUUUUUCCUUGUGGGGACCAGCGAAAUGUCCCCACUUGUUGACUUUUCCUUGUUUUACUAUCCUUGUGAGAACUUCAAGGAUAGUAAAACCAAACACACACACACACAGUCACGGUUUGGCCUGGGAAAUCUCAGCUCUCUAAGAACGUAAUUGUUCUCUAGAGGAAGAGGGGAAAACAACUGUAGAAGGAAGGGAAGAAGAACAGGACUUGUGGUCGUCUGGCUGAGCUUCUGUCAUUAAUGCCAGAGUGCUAAAAGUGAUUGCAUGUUCAAAGGUCACUCGUGUGUUAGAGCUCUGUGUUACAUCAAAAGUGACAUUUAUUGUGUUUUUCCCUGUUUAAUUAAUAUAUAUGUGUAUUUAUAAAUCCCUUAGCCAAAGAGCCAAAGGAAAAUUACGAUUUGAUUUCAUUAGAGCGUGACCUUUAGGUAUAUGGAAGUUAAUGACGACAUGUUUAGGGGUUUGAGUGCUUGACCUCUGACCUUAAUCAAGCCUUAGCAGACGAGUGUCUAGGUUCAAUGAGUUCAACCUUCAGCUACCCCCUUUCUUCCUCUGUCUGUGUGUGUGUGUGUGUGUUCUGAUCUCUCAGGAUGGAGAGAAUAUCUUCUACCUGGCAGUGGACGACAUUGAGACAGACACAGAAAUGCUGAUAGGCUACCUGGACAGUGAUAUGGAGGAAGAGGAAGAGGAAGAGGAAAUCAUCAAAGAUGAAGAUGAAAACAGCAAAGAGGCCAAACAUCUUAUUGAAAUGGGUACAUGCCUAUCAGUUUUAUACCAACCAUGUUUAUAAACCCUGUUUUGUCGGUCCAAUAGUUUGCUUGAAAUGUUAAUGUGCGUGCACGUUCGUGUGUGUGUAAUGUGUGUGUGUGUAUAGAACUGGUAAUCAAGAAGGAGGACCACCCGUGCCUGCUGUGUGAGAGCAGCUUCCCUAGUGAGGAGAUCCUAGCAGCCCACCUCCAGAGCCUGCACCAGAGACCAAUCACAGAGGAGAAAGAGUACAAGUGCAGGAACUGUGGCAAGAAGUUCCCCAUCAAACAAGCCCUGCAGCGCCAGUGUGUAGCCUACGUCAUCUCUCUACUCUACUUACCUGACACUCUAUUGAGUUACACAGAAGUAUGCUACCAAACGGAUCAUAUAGUGGAACUGACAGAUUUGCACACACUCCAGUAAAACAUGUUUUACACCUGAAUCAGCCUCUCUAUUAGUUUCCUGAUGUAGGCUACUUGGAUUUAAAAAAAAUAGUAUUUCCUUAUAUAGAAUUUCUGUUAAUAUCUUUAUACUCCUGUCUGACUCUGUACACCUCCUUUAUUUUCCCUCAGUGUUCUGCACUGUGCUGAGACCCUGGGUCCUUCAGUGGACUCCUCCAGAGCCCACCACCAGUGUUCCCCCUGCCACAUCACCUUCAGCUCAGAGUCCAGGUAGGCCUACAUAACUAGAAACAUACAUAGUAGAGUAACAUGCAUACAGGGGCUGCUACAGUGCCUUGCAAAAGUAUUCAUCCCCCUUGGCGUUUUUCCUAUUUUGUUGCAUUACAACCUGUAAGUUAAAUAGAUUUUUAUUUGGAUUUCAUGUAAUGGACAUACACAAAAUAGUGAAAUGAAAAAAAUAACUUGUUUCAAAAAAUUCAAAAAAAUAAAUAACGGAAAAGUUGUGCGUUUUAUAUGUAUUCACCCCCUUUGCUAUGAAGCCCCUAAAUAAGAUCUGGUGCAACCAAUUACCUUCAGAAGUCACAUAAUUAGUUAGAUUACACACAGGUGGACUUUAUUUAAGUGUCACAUGAUCUGUCACAUGAUCUCAGUAUAUAUACACCUGUUCUGAAAGGCCCCAGAGUCUGCAACACCACUAAGCAAGGGGCACCACCAAGCAAGCGGCACCAUGAAGACUAAGGAGCUCUCCAAACAGGUCAGGGACUAAGUUGUGGAGAAGUACAGAUCAGGGUUGGGUUUUUAAAAAAAUAUCUGAAACUUUGAACAUCCCACGGAGCACCAUUAAAUCCAUUAUAAAAAAAUUGAAAGAAUAUGGCACCACAACAAACGUGCCAAGAGAUGGCCGCUCACCAAAACUCACGGACCAGGCAAGGUGUCACACCCUGGCUCUGGGGACUCUAUAUGUUGAGCCAGGGUGUGUAGAUUCUAUGUGUUUAUGUUCUGUGUGGGAGUUCUAGUUGUUGUAUUUCUAUGUUGGCCAGAGUGGCUCCCAAUCAGAGGCAACGAGUGUCAGCUGUUGCUGGUUGUCUCUGAUUGGGAGCCAUAUUUAAACAGUCUGUUUCCCUUAGUGUUUGUGGGAUCUUGUUCCGUUUGGUUUGUUUCUGUGUUAACCGUAGGACUGCACGUUUCGUUUAUUGUUUUGUUGUUAUAUUAUCACUUAAGAUAAUAAAGUUAAGUAUGUUCGCAACCAACGCUGCGCAUUGGUCUACUCCGUCUAACGAUCGUGACAGAAGAUCCCACCAUACCAGGACCAAGCAGCGUGUCCAGGAGCAGGCAGCCUGGACGUGGGAGCAAAUAUUGGACGGGCAGGGGUCCUGGACCUGGGAGGAAAUCCAGGCCGGGAUGGAUCGCCGUCCAUGGAGUGAGACGGUAGAGGCGCGACGGAGAGAGGAGCAACGGCGUCAACAGUGUCGUCGUCGGACGGACGAGAGGCAACCCCAAAACAUUUUUAGGGGGGGGCAUACGGCAUGGGCGACGGGGCAGCAGGAGGCAGCUACAGGGCGUAUUAGGAGGUUAGGUGAGGAGGCCACCAGGUUAAGGGGGCUAUUGGUGCAGAGGGAGCAGGAGUUAGUGGUGCAGAGGGUAGAGUUACUGGAGGCGAUAAGGGAGAAGGUGAGAAUAGAGGCACGGCGAGAGGAACUAGGUAGGCAGCUGAGGGAGCGGAGGGUUAUGACGAAACCCAGUCCCGCUCCUCACACCAAGCAAGUGGUGUGCGUCACCAGUCCGGUCCGGCCCGUUCCUGCUCCCCGCACUAAGUUAAUGGUGCGCGUCGCCAGUCCGGCCCGACCUGUUCCUGCCCCUCGCACCAAGCCUAGGGUGCGCGUCGCCAGCCCGGCCCAGCCUGUUCCUGUCCCACACACCAAGCCUACGGUGCGCGUCGCCAGCCCGGCCCGGCCUGUUCCUGCUCCCCGCACCAAGCCUACGGUGCGCGUCGCCAGCCCGGCCCGGCCUGUUCCUGCUCCCCGCACCAAGCCUACGGUGCGCGUCGCCAGCCCGGCCCGGCCUGUUCCUGUCACUCGCACCAAGCCUACGGUGCGCGUCGCCAGCCCGGCCCGGCCUGUUCCUGCUCCACGCACCAAGCCUACGGUGCGCGUCGCCAGCCCGGCCCGGCCUGUUCCUGCUCCACGCACCAAGCCUACGGUGCGCGUCGCCAGCCCGGCCCGGCCUGUUCCUGCUCCACGCACCAAGCCUACGGUGCGCGUCGCCAGCCCGGCCCGGCCUGUUCCUGCCACUCGCACCAAGCCUACGGUGCGCGUCGCCAGCCCGGCCCGGCCUGUUCCUGCCACUCGCACCAAGCCUACGGUGCGCGUCGCCAGCCUGGCCCGGCCUGUUCCUGCCACUCGCACCAAGCCUACGGUGCGCGUCGCCAGCCCGGCCCGGCCUGUUCCUGCCACUCGCACCAAGCCUAUGGUGCGCGUCGCCAGCCCGGCCCGGCCUGUUCCUGCCACUCGCACCAAGCCUACGGUGCGCGUCGCCAGCCCGGCUCGGCCUGUUCCUGCCACUCGCACCAAGCCAGGGGUGCGAGUCGUCAGCCCGGUAAGGCCCGUUGCUGCUCCACGCACCAAGCCUGGGGUGCGCAUCGUCAGCCCGGUCCGGUCCGUUCCUGCUUCACGCACCAAGCCAGGGGUGCGCGUCAUCAGUCCGGCACAACCCGUGCCUGGGUCACCGGUGCCUGGUCAGGUACCGGUCAGCUGCUCCACACCGGAGCUUAAGCAAUCCGCUCCUACGAUGUCCAGUCCAGCUCCAGCCAGCGGGGCCAGACCGGACCAGGGGCGCUACGGGGGGAUUAUUGGAGGAUGGUGGGCAAGCCCGGAGCCGGAACCGCCUCCGAGGAGGAAUGCCCACCCAGCCCUCCCCUGGUUUGUCUAUGUGGAGGCGCGGUCGCAGUCCGCGCCUUUGGGGGGGGGGGGGUACUGUCACACCCUGGCUCUGGGGCCUCUAUAUGUUGAGCCAGGGUGUGUAGAUUCUAUGUGUUUAUGUUCUGUGUGGGAGUUCUAGUUGUUGUAUUUCUAUGUUGGCCAGAGUGGCUCCCAAUCAGAGGCAACGAGUGUCAGCUGUUGCUGGUUGUCUCUGAUUGGGAGCCAUAUUUAAACAGUCUGUUUCCCUUAGUGUUUGUGGGAUCUUGUUCCGUUUGGUUUGUUUCUGUGUUAACCGUAGGACUGCACGUUUCGUUUAUUGUUUUGUUGUUAUAUUAUCACUUAAGAUAAUAAAGUUAAGUAUGUUCGCAACCAACGCUGCGCAUUGGUCUACUCCGUCUAACGAUCGUGACACAAGGAGGGCAUUAAUCAGAGAGGCAACAAAGAGACCAAAGAUAACCCUGAAGGAGCUGCAAAGCUCCACAGUGGAGAUUGGAGUAUCUGUCCAUAGGACCACAUUAAGCCGUACACUCCACAGAGCUGGGCUUUACGGAAGAGUGGCCAGAAAAAAGCCAUUCCUUAAAGAAAAAUAUAAGCAAACACGUUUGGUGUUUGCCAAAAGGCAUGUGGGAGACUCCCCAAACAUAUGGAAGAAGGUACUCUGGUCAGAUGAGACUAAAAUUGAGCUUCUUGGCCAUCAAGGAAAACUCUAUGUCUGGCGCAAACCCAACACCUCUCAUCACCCUGAGAACACCAUCCCCACAGUGAAGCAUGGUGGUGGCAGCAUCAUGCUGUGGGGAUGUUUUUAAUCGGCAGGGACUGGGAAACUGGUCAGAAUUGAAGGAAUGAUGGAUGGCGCUAAAUACAGGGAUAUUCUUGAGGGAAACCUGUUUGUCUUCCAGAGAUUUGAGACUGGGACGGAGGUUCACCUUCAAGCAGGACAAUGACCCUAAGCAUACUGCUAAAGCAACACUCGAGUGGUUUAAGGGGAAACAUUUAAAUGUCUUGGAAUGGCCUAGUCAAAGCCCAGACCUCAAUCCAAUUGAGAAUAUGUGGUAUGACUUAAAGAUUGCUGUACACCAGCGGAACCCAUCCAACUUGAAGGAGCUGGAGCAGUUUUGCCUUGAAGAAUGGGCAAAAAUCCCAGUGGCUAGAUGUGCCAAGCUUAUAGAGACAUACCCCAAGAGACUUGCAGCUGUAAUUGCUGCAAAAGGUGGCUCUACAAAGUAUUGACUUUGGGGGGAUGAAUAGUUAUGCACGCUCAAGUUUUCUGUUUUUUUGUCUUAUUUCUUGUUUGUUUCACAAAAAAAAAUAUUUUGCAUCUUCAAAGUGGUAGGCAUGUUGUGUAAAUCAAAUGAUACAAACCCCCAAAAAAUCAAUUUUUAUUCCAGGUUGUAAGGCAACAAAAUACGAAAAAUGCCAAGGGGGGUGAAUACUUUCGCAAGCCACUGUAUCUGUCGGAGUUGUUGUCUGAUUUCCUGUGUGUGUAGUUAUGACCAGCACAAGGAGGCGUGUAGAGGAGAUGCCAGGUUCAUCUGUAAGGCUGAGAGCUGUGGGAAGAGGUUCAAGAGCAAAGACGCUCUGAAGAAACACAAAGGGAACGUCCACACAGGUUGGUCUCCGUCUCACACAUACGCAGGUACUCAAUGUAUACAGACACAGGAAACAAUGAUGAUAAGUAGAAAUAUGUAUCUGCCUUGAUCUUUUACCAGUCUGGUCAGUAUCAGGAGUGUGUAGGCGAGGGGGAUGUGGUUUAGGCCCUACAGAUGUGGCACACGUGACUCAUAAAUAAAUGACUGGGGGGAUUCUCUCUGAGAAUGGGGGAGUUCAGGUUUUGUCACUUUAAUGAGUUGGUGGCAAACUGAUUUUAUUAGUGACCCUGUCAUGUUUAUGCUAUGUCUUGGUUGCCCCGACAGUCGGAAGAGAACAUACAGUCAGGUCCAAAAUUAUUGGCACCGUUGAUAAAGAUGAUAUAAAAUAAAUAAUACAAAUACUGAUCUAUAUUGUAUGGUGAAAAAAAAAGCACAAUUAUAUUCUUUUAUACUAAUACAAUUGCUCAGAGAAACAGAUUUUGUUCAACAAGUAAUAAAACAAAAUAAAAGAUAGUGGUCAAAAUUAUUGGCACCCCUGUUUUCAAUAAUACUCCAGCACCCUCCCAUUGCGAGGAUAAGUACACUGAGGCUUUUUCAAAAAUGUUUUAUGAGAUUGGAGAACACAUUGGGAGGGACCUUAGACCAUUCCUCCAUACAGAAUCUUUCCAGAUCCUUGAUAUCCUUCGUCUGCGCUUAUGGACUGCCCUCUUCAAUUCAGACUACAUGUUUUCAAUGGGGUUCAAGUCCGGAGACUGAGAUGGCCAUUGCAAAAUGUUGAUUUUGGGGUCAAUUAACAAUUUCUUUAUGGAUGCUUCCGCUUCCAUUUUUCGAUGCCAAACCCACCACUGGUGUGCAUGGCCAAAGAGCUUUAUUUCCAUGUCAUCUGACUAUGGCACCAGUUACAAUCCAUGUGCCAAUGCCGUUUAUCAAACUCCAGGUGGGGCCAUGGCCAGAUGACAUGAAAAUAAAGCUCUUUGGUCACGCACACCAGUGGUGGGUUUGGUGUCGAAAAAUGGAAGCAUAUGCUGAGAAGUACCUCAUACCUACUGUAAGAUAUGGUGUUGGAUCUUCAACGUUAUCGGGCUAUUUUGUGUCCGGUGAUCCUGGGGCCCUUGUUAAGCAGCCAUCAAAAUCCGCAAAUAAACUGUUAAUUGAUCACACUACCUGUGGUCUGAAUUGAAGAGGGCAGUCCAUAAGAGCAGACGGAAGGAUAUCAAGGAUCUGGAAAGAUUCUGUAUGGAGGAAUGGUUUAAGAUCCCUCCCAAUGUUUCUCAUAAAACAUUUUAGAAAAGGCUGUGUUGUUAUCCUCCGAAGAGGUGGGUACUGAAAACAGGGGUGGCAAUAAUUCUGAUUGUUAAACAAAACCUCUUUCUCUGAGCAAUUGUAUUAGUAUAAAAUAAUAUAAUUUUCAGAUUUUUUUGAACAUACAAUAUAGCUUAGUGUUUGUAUUAUUUAUUUUAUACAGUCUUUUUUGCUAAUCUUUAUCAAGGGAUCCAAUAAUUUUGGACCUGACCGUACAUUUGGUAGUUAAACUUUGACCUCAAGUGAUUAUCUGAUUUGAUGUGUGUAUUUGUCUGGUUGUGCUUCAGAUUAAAUUGGCUUUGCCAUGAGGUGAGUGAUGAUGCUGUUCACUAACAUGUGGAAUGCCCUGACCAUUGUUGUCAUUGCUAGCCACCACAUUAUCACACUGUAGAUUGAGACAUGUAGAGCAGGAUUGGUCACUCUGCUUGUCGAAUCAUUGUGUUUCAGGAAGUUCCAGGCGGAAGCUCAUGUGCACCAUCUGCAACAGGAAAUGCUCCUCCUUACUGAAUCUCCAGGAACAUCGUAAGGUCUGGCUCCUACCUACUACCUCACUGUCUCACCUACCUAACUGUCUCACUGUUACACUGUCUCUGGCCAACCCUUAACCCGUAUUCCUAGACACGAUUUGGUCCUUCAGAGAUCUGGAAGGACUGGAUAGGUGUAAGCUGUAUGUUUUAUUGGCCCCACCUAUCCCUCUGGUAUUAGGGCCAGGGGCUAGUGGUUGGUUUCACACUGGCCAUGUCUCUUUAAGGUCUAUAUCCUUCAUAUCAUGUAUUUUUGUUCCAUUCCUUUGUGUCCCUAUCCCUUCCCUAAUCCCAUGCUUGCCGUCUGCUCCUGUCUUACUCUUCUUCUCUCUCAGUAGGAGGUUGGCUUUAUGUUAAAGUUGUUACAUUUUCAGACCGUGUGACAGUAGAGAAAGGUUGGAUUUUAUUUCACAAGCUCAUCCCCACAGACUCUCAUGAAACUUAAGAGGCAUGGCGAGCAGACAAUAAGGCUUUAACCCUGGCGUCAGGAUACUUCCUCUUAGAGAUGGAUCUCUUAGAAAAAUACUGAACAAUUACAGGACCACAAAACCAUUAUAUUGCAUUACUUUUAGAGAUUAAUGGAGGUAAGGUAUUCCCAUCACAAACUAUCUCACAGUGAGGCAUUUUCGUCUGCAUGAAAUGAAAUAUAUUUGCAGUGAGUUAUUUGAUUGUUUUGCGAUUGGUUUGGCUUCCCAUCCAAAUGAGGGUUUGAUAUUUAUGACCAGUGAACUCGGCUGGUGUUUGGGUAAAGUUUCAUUUUCCCUGUCAACAUCUAUCCAAUAGAUUAAUCAGAAGACAUUACUAUUACUCCACUCUAAUGAACUGAACAUGGUCAUAAGUGAUUAAUCACGAACAUACUUUAUGAGCAACUGUUAAUCAUUUAAGAAAUGUUUAGAUAGUUCUACAACAGAUCAAUCAACCUAUCAACCAACCAACCUGCCAGUCAAUCAAUCAGUUUUCAUAUUGUGUUUAUAAACUUCCACCCAAUGUAUUUGAGUGCAUUGCCCUAUUCUGACCUUUUCAUUCUGUCAAAGCCAGUUCCAUCAAUUCUAUAUGUGGUACAUGUGAACUUGAAAAAGUUUUUAGCAGUCUUUGCUUGUUAAUGAAUCUCUAGUCAUCAGUCUUUACCUUUGUGAGAGGCUCUUUCCUCAUUAACAGUAGUUACAGAAAAUGUGAUUUGAUACAGGGAAAUUUGGGUCAGUCACAAACUUGAAUUCUCUUGUAUGAUGUAGUUUAUUCAGAAAUGUUUAAAAAGUCAUACUUACACACAGCUGGAAUGUUGCAGAUGUUAUUGGAAGAAUCAUUUUCUGAGGUUUGAAAAGCAUUAAGCAAAGAAAGAGAAAAAAGUGUUGGACCAAAGUUCUAUGGAACAGAAGACGUAUUACAGCUGAGCUUUGGACAAAGACACUUUAGAACGUAGCACAAGAGUGAUCAAACUUUCCAUAAUGACAAGUUUGCACAAAAGCUACUUAAACCAGCCAUUGUGAUAAUUUGCCUGAACUGCUCAAUCUUAGUUUUAUUAUAGAAGCUCUGAGCAGAGGAGCUAUUCAGUCUUAGCAUAUUGAAGCAUUAGGCAGAAGAGCUAUCAAAUAUUAUAUUAUUACAACCAUGCUGAGAGCAGAAGAGGGAUUCAAACUUUUCAGCAGUUUAAUUAUAUUUCUGUGUGCAGACGUAGUUGAGCAAGGAGUAAAAGUGUGUAUGUGUGUCUCUGAAUGUACUCUCCUAUCUGCAAGUGUGGAAAAGGUCACACAGUGUCAUUUACAGUACACAGUGAGCCAAGAAAUACUAUCUUUCUGUAUCACCUCCAGGGUUGAGGUCAAUUAGGAAUUUCUGAAUGUAAUUAAAUUCAAACAAUUAAUUUGAAUCAAAUUUGAAUUGGCCACACCUCACAGGAAGCAGAAUUUGAGUUGAGGAAGUAGAAUUUAAUUCAAAGGAGUUCAACUGAGACGUGAAACAUGAAAGUCUCAUUCAUUUGUCAAAUAUUUAAUCUAAAGGAUAUGCCACUUAUUAAUCAGAAGAAUACACCUACCAUUUCAAAUAGUGGUUUGAUUAUAACUCAAAGAUGUCAAACAGUAUUUUUUUUUUGUCAUGAGUUGUUAGAUUGUUCCCUUCCAUACUGCAGUGUUUGAUCUAAUGCAUUCUGGUAAAUGUAUUUUUUCUGAUAUCAAAGACAACCCAUAACAUGAUCUUAGAAUAUUUCCAGACCAUAGUAAUUAUUUAAAAUUGUUUUAGGAGAAUGAGUUUUAAAAAUCUAAUGUUUCAACCUUAUGCUGCAUGGUAUUGGUAACCAUACAGUACUUCAUGUCAAAAUACAAAUGUCUAUGGUGUAGAAUAAAUAAGUCAUUUGAAUUUCAUUGAAUUAAAUUCUACUUCCUUUCAUUCAAAUUGAAUUACAAUUCUGCUUCCUUGGAAUUAAAGAGCAAUUCGCAACUCAAUUCAGAAUUAACCUCAACACUGAUCACUUCACACCACGAUCUCUAACUCUUACAUAACCACCCUGUGUGUCUGGUCUUUUGGGUACUAUAUGAAUCUCUAGGUACACGAGAUAUUUGACUGUACUGCCUGCGACAAGAAAUUCAUCUCUACCAAUCAGCUCAAGCGCCACAUGAUCACUCACUCAGGUAAGAGAGCACACGCACACAGAGCUACGGUCAGACAUGGUAUACUCUCUCUCUCUCUCUCUCUCUCUCUCUCUCUCUCUCUCUCUCUCUCUCUCUCUCUCUCUCUCUCUGUCUCUCUGUCUCUGUCUCUGUCUCUGUCUCUCUCUCUCUCUGUCUGAUUGUCUGUCUGUCUCUGGUUAGAGAAACGUCCGUACACCUGUGAGAUCUGCAGUCGUUCGUUCAAGCGUCUGGACCAGGUGACGGCCCAUAAGAUUAUCCACAGUGAAGACAAGCCCUACAAGUGUAAGCUGUGUGGAAAGGAGUUUGCCCACCGGAACGUCUACAAGAACCACAAGAAGGUGAGCAGGGAACAGGAAGGGUCUGAAAGCUCUAGAUUUAAAUAGUUGGUUUUUAAUAUGCAAAUUCUACUGAUGGAGAUAAUGCUGAAACUUAGGCAAGAUUUUAAGUGAUGGCAUGUAUAGCCUAGUAUAAACAAGCACAUACACAUAAGCAAACACACAAGCAUACUCUCACUGGUUCAGAGCUAAUAUUAUUAGUGAUAGCCUAAAACCAGAGGUCUCUUCAGUUGUCUUUGGGGUUCUGUAGGGUCAGUGGCCUGUCUCAUGUUUACCCAAGGGAAUGGGGCGGCACUCAGACACAGGUUAGAGCAGGGGCACAGAUAAACACAAGCGCUUUGAACCUAAGCCCCUCAAGCUACUUGUCUUCAUCAAGUCAACAAACCAAAUCAGCCAUGGAGCCUAACCCCAACUCUAUCCCCAACCCCAAUGCUUACACAUCUGAUCCCACAUCAACACACAGACAGGAGACAGCUCAGAUUGAACCAAGAGGAGAGAUGGAGGAGCAGUUUAGAGAGAGUGAGAGAACUGUUUAGUUAUAUUUAGGGGGUGUCAGGGCUCCACGUUAGCUCUGUUAGCUGUUCUCAUGAACCGACCGCAAACAUAAAAUACUUAUUCACUCUAUCAGUAAAUUAAAUAGAAAAGAAGGAAGGUAUAUGUUUUGAUGGUCAGCAAACUGGGACAGUAUGUGUAUAUCAAGAUGUAGAGAGGGCAAGUUCGAGGUAGUAUUCAAUGAUGCUGUGUACCUUUAAAGGGAUACCUCGGGAUUUUAGCAAUGACUAUUUUUUCCCAUACACACGUAUACGCACACUUUAACACUUGAUUCAUAAUACCAGCCCCCAUAGCCCAGUAUGCUAACUAGCUUUAGCGCAAUGACUGGAAGUCUAUGGAAAUCUGAUAGCAUGCUAGUAGAUACCCAUAGACUUCCAGUCAUUGCGCUAAUGCUAGUUAGCAUUGGCUCAUGAAACUACCUCUAACUUCUUUCAUAUACUAGACACAUUAUCCACGAGUUCAUCUGACUCUGGGGAAGUAGAUAAAGGGCCUCAUUGCUAUAAUCCUGAAGUAUUCUUUUAACCAUGAAUGCUGUCCUGUUCUUUCUCUAGACUCACUCAGAGGAAAGGCCCUUCCAAUGUGAGGAGUGCAAGGCCCUGUUCCGCACCCCAUUCUCUUUACAGCGCCACCUGCUCAUCCACAACAGUAAGUAUGAGUGUCUUUGUGUGUGUAUCUCUGAGUGCAAGAGUGGGUUCAUACUACCUUAACUGGCUAGCCACUAGUACCUACAUUCAAGGCCCCUGCCAACACAUAAUUUUUUUAAUUUUUAAAUUUCACCUUUAUUUAACCAGGUAAGCCAGUUGAGAACAAGUUCUCAUUUACAACUGCGACCUGGCCAAGAUAAAGCAAAGCAGUGCGAUAAAAACAACACAGAGUUACAUAUGGGCUAAACAAAACAUAAAGUCAAAAAUACAACAGAAAAUAAAUAUACAAUGUGUGCGAAUGUAGUAAGUUAUGGAGGUAAGGCAAUAAGUAGACCAUAGUGCAAAAUAGUUACAAUUUAGUAUUAACACUGGAAUGAUAGAUGUGCAAAAGAUGAUGUGCAAAUAGAGAUACUGGGGUGCAAAUGAGCAAAAAUAAAUAACAAUAUGGGGAUGAGGUAGUUGGGUGGGCUAAUUUCAGAAUGGCUGUGUACAGGUGCAGUGAUCGGUAACCUGCUCUGACAACUGACGCUUGAAGUUAGUGAGGGAGAUAAGAGUCUCCAGCUUCAGAGAUUUUGGCAGCAGAGAACUGAAAGGAAUGGCGGCCAAAGGAGGUGUUGGCUUUGGGGAUGACCAGUGAGAUAUACCUGCUGGAGCGCAGACUACGGGUGGGUGUUACUAUGGUGACCAGUGAGCUAAGAUAAGACUGGGAUUUGCCUAGCAGUGCUUUAUAGAUGGCCUGGAGCCAGUGGUUUUGGCGACGAAUAUGUAGUGAGGGCCAGCCAACAAGAGUGUACAGGUCACAAUGGUGGGUAGUAUAUGGGGCUUUGGAGACAAAACGGAUGGCACUGUGAUAGACUACAUCCAAUUUGCUGAGUAGAGUGUUGGAGGCUAUUUUGUAAAUGACAUCGCCGAAGUCAAGGAUUGGUAGGAUAGUCAGUUUUACGAGGGCAUGUUUGGAAGCAUGAGUGAAGGAGGCUUUGUUGUGAAAUAGGAAGCUGAUUCUAGAUCUAACUUUUGAUUGGAGAUGCUUGAUGUGAGUCUGGAAGGAGAGUUUAAAGUCUAACCAGACACCUAGGUAUUUGUAGUUGUCCACAUACUCUAAGUCAGAGCAUCCGGUUCCCAAAUCCCCAUGGAUGCUAUAGCCCUUAGUUCAAACCUCUCUUUACCAGCAGAUACUGAGGGCUUCCACAGCCUCCUUCUGGUCCUUUGUGGUCCUCCUAGCCCUCAGUGUCAUAGCCCUGCAGACAGAGACAGUGGUCCUUGAGGACUGA